AUGAAGUUAAACCUCAUCGUCUUCCUCGCUCUGGCCAUGCUGGCUUGCCUCUCCAACGCAUACAUGGAUCCCGUGCAACCCAAAAAGUGCAAAACGAAUGCUGAUUGUGGAGAUGGUGCAGAUGAUCAAUGUGUCGGUGGAUUAUGUUUUGAAGUUGUCAAAACACCAAAAAACAUUGACACUCUCACCGCUGAAGGAACACCAAAGCGCAAGGGAGCUAUUCCUCCAACGAAGUGCGAGUUCUCCGCCGACUGCUUUGGAGGCGCCGACAACGAGUGUUGCCCAGAUUUUAAGAAACACUGA
This is a messenger RNA of Caenorhabditis briggsae, 303 nucleotides long. The transcript is spliced from 2 exons. Lineage: Eukaryota; Metazoa; Nematoda; Chromadorea; Rhabditida; Rhabditidae. The coding region runs from base 1 to 303 and encodes 100 amino acids. The record is from RefSeq and is a predicted model, not a curated record.